Molecule: messenger RNA, 2319 nt
Organism: Magallana angulata
Lineage: Eukaryota; Metazoa; Mollusca; Bivalvia; Ostreida; Ostreidae
Exons: 1
Coding region: 99-2144 (681 amino acids)
Biological process (GO): positive regulation of DNA-templated transcription
Cellular component (GO): chromatin; nucleoplasm
Molecular function (GO): zinc ion binding; ubiquitin-protein transferase activity
Source: RefSeq, a predicted model, not a curated record
UUUGACAAAAUAAUGUCCUAUAAGAUCAAAAGAUCUCUCUACUGGUUUCUAAAACAAAAGAUCUUAUUUCCGGUUCCGCCCAAAAUGAAAGUAAAACGAUGAACACUGAGAAAAAUGAAAAUGUAACCGGGACGUUAUUUGAUUGUCCGAUCUGCUUAGAGAGAUAUAGGAUCCCGAAAUCUUUACCAUGUCUUCACACGUUUUGUAAACAAUGUAUACAAUCUUAUAUCGAAAAAUUUAAUGUGAGAAAAUCAACUGAUGGUGAGAAUUUUGCUCACUUUAUUGAGUGCCCGGUUUGUCGCAGAAAAGCUGUUGCCUCAGAACAUAUUAAGACACCCGAAGACUGGGUUAAUGAAUUACCGUUGAAUUAUAUUUUGGUUUCCCUACAGGGUGAUCAAAAUAAUCCAGACAAUGUUCAAAGUGUAUUGUGUGAGCCAUGCAAACGCGUUAGUGAAAGAAAAAGAGCAGUGUUUUACUGCAGCAACUGUGAUGACAGACUUUGUGAAUCAUGCUACACAUAUCUUCACAGGCGCAUUCCGCAGUAUGUUGAUCACAAUGUCGCAUAUAUUUCCAAAGAGAAAUGGUGUGUUUCAUUUGACAUUAAGCAUUGCUCAAUUCAUGAACACAGUGAACUAAAAUAUUAUUGUGCGGAUCAUAAAGAAUUAGCUUGCAGUAAAUGUUAUGAUUCAUUUCAUUGUGCAUGUGAGCAUGUGAAAUCAAUUGAUGAAGUUGCAGAUAAUGUGGAGGGGUGUUUUAGUCACAUUUUUAGGUCAAUUAAAAAGAAGACGGAUUCUGAACUUCAAAACACAAUCAAGAACUUGCAGCAUCUGGAAAACAGUAGGACGAACAUACAGGAAAAAGUUAUCAAUUUCAUAAUAGACUUUAAAAGCAAGCUUGAUGAACUUCAUGACAAGUUUCUGAAAAAUUUUGAGAUGGUGCAUGACUAUGAAAUAUCUUGUGUUCAAAACAAACAGAGAUGUCUUGAAAAGUUUGUUGAGAUUCUGGAGAAGCAUGAGAUGAUGCUUGCCCAAGUUGAUAAAAAAGGCUCCCCUGUAGAUAAAUUUCUCACCGAGGAAAUGGUCAAGACAGAUGUAAUGAAAUAUCUCCAUGACUUGGAUGAGGAUGGAAAAUGUCAUGGUGAUACAACUUAUCAAUGGAAAGAAAAUUCAAUUUUGAAAAAUCUUUUGGACAUUGAAGAUAUUGGCAAUGUUCAGGUAAUUAAAAAAGAAAAUAUUGAUCUUGUUCCUGGUUUGAGGAAGGAUAUUGAAUUAUAUCAGACAAAAAUGAAUUCUCCUCAAGCCAAUACAUUGCAGAUUAAAAACCCAGAAUGUACACAAGUGGUUGCAAAUUAUGUAACAUCAUAUUGUGUCAAAUGUCAUGGAGAUGAAAAUAUUCCAUGGGUUACCAAUGGCAUGUUUUUGGAAAAUGGGUCACUCAUCAUUGUUGACAAGCACAACUCCUCGAUAAAAGAGAUAUCCUCCUCUGGAACCACAAAGGUCAUUUAUUCUAAAAAAUCUAGUGCUAUCAGAGGAAUAUGCACAACCAAUGCGGAUGAAAAGGCAUUUGUUUCUAUGGAUCACACCAUCUCUGAAUUUUCAGUCUCUCCACAUUUUAAAUAUGAGAGAGAUUUCCAAACAAAAAAUAUGGAAUUCUAUCAAAUUGCAUUUUCAAAGGAUUACAUAUUUGCUCACAUAGGAAAUCCUUGGUGUGUUAAAAUGAUUGAUAGGAACAAUGGAAGGAUAUUAAAAACUUUAAAUGGUAGCAAUUGUGGCUUUGGAUAUUUUGCACUUUCUCGUGAUGAAAAAAAAAUAAUUUACUCUAAAGCCAAUUCAGUUGUAUGUGAGGAUGUGUCAUCUGAAGAGGAAUUUUUCCAGUGUGCCGGAACUCAAACAGGAAUUGCACGAAAAGGUGCAAGAGGCAUUGGAGUAGAUUAUCAUGAUAAUAUUUAUGUGUGCAACUCAAAAGGAGGCUGCAUUGUCAUGAUUUCCAAAGAUGGACAUUUCGUCAAAAGUAUCCUUCCCGUCUUGAAUGAAAUCAAGCAACCAUAUGCUUUAUGUUUUGAUAAAUGUAGAAAAAAGUUUUUUGUGAGCUCUUACAUAGAAUCUCAUUGUAAAAUUGAAGUUUAUGAAGUACAACAACAGUAGAAAGAAAAAAAUGUAUUAUUUCUGAGAGGCUGAACCUUUCAAAAAACAAAAAAUGCUUCAGUCUUUCACAAUGUCAGUAACUAGUUUUAUACUAUCUGAGAAAAGAACAAUUGAAAGUUGUUUACAUGUAUAUAUUUAUAUGAAAUAUUACCAAAUAAAUUUUUGUUUUAAUAUG